ACUAGUUUUAUCCAAGAAAGGGGAGGAAGAGCUUUAAAAUGACAAGUCUGCCCCAUGGGGUUGGACGGGUGAAUGGUGCGAUCAAGUGGGCAAAGUGGUGAGAACGGAGUUUGGUGAGGGCAUGUCACGGCACGGCGAUCAGAUAAGAAUGGCUGCCGCCUACCGAUUCAUUUUUCCUUGAUGCUGAUGGUGAGGACCAAUAAAGAAUCUGGUAUAAAUGCCUGAGAAGAAAUAUCGAGGAAAAAUUCGUAAAACUAUUUUGUCUAAAAGCGAAAUCGAGGGAUCUUUUCCUUCAAUCAUUUACCAUCUCAAAGAGCUCCGAUUCAUUUCUUAAAAUCAAGGGAAGUUUUCCAUUAAAAUUCUGGUCUGGUUUUGCGAAAUCAAGAUCGGAAAUUUUCUUGGGUUUUUAUUGUCUCCUGCGGGGCUGCUGUAAUUGGGUUGUGAGGGAAAUAGAGAAAGCUUGUAUGGAAAGAUGGAAUCGUCAAAAGAAACAGGUUGCCAAGCUCCCGAAGGUCCUGUUCUGUGUGUCAACAACUGCGGCUUCUUUGGGAGUGCGACCACGAUGAAUAUGUGCUCCAAGUGCCAUAAAGACAUGAUUUUGAAGCAACAACAGGCCAAACUUGCUCAAUCUUCCAUUGAGAACAUUGUAAAUGGUGCUUCAAGCAGUGGGGAGAAAGGGCCUGUUAUUGCCGACGCUGUGGCUGAGGAAGCCGUAUCCGUUGAGUUGAAGACGAAUUCUCCCCAGCCAUCUCCUGACACGAUGCACAUCCAGAAUUCAGAGACUAACGUCAAGCAAGGCCCGAAUAGGUGCAAUGCUUGUCGAAAGCGAGUGGGUUUGACUGGAUUCAACUGCAGGUGUGGGAACCUCUUCUGCUCCAUUCAUCGUUACUCAGACAAGCAUGACUGCCCAUUUGAUUACCGGACUGCUGCUCGGGAUGCUAUAGCCAAAGCCAAUCCUCUUGUCAAAGCUAAGAAGCUCGAUAAGAUUUAGACAUUGCGAAGCCCGUCUUGUCUCAUAGCAAGAAAGGCAAGAGAGUCGCCUAUUAUUGUGCUUUUGUGGUGUUCCUCGACUUUUCUCGAUUGGUUUGGUUUGCCAUCCAGUGUGUAAGUUGCUGUUUACAUGUUCAAAUUGCAUCUUGCAUCUUCUCUUCCCGUUCAUCCUCUCUUGUAGAGAAAAAAAAAAAAAAAAAAAAAUGGAAAUUUGCAUGCCGAUAAUUAUGAACUCUUACUUAGCAAAACUAUGUUUAUGUUUGCUGAAUGUCGUGAUUUCAUCUUAUUACAAAGCAGUAAAAGACUUCAUGACUACACUUGAAAUCUUUCACUGCGAGUAAUUAUUUACUCCAUAAGAUGCGGGCAAAACAUUCCGAUGCUACUUUAAGAAUCCAGUACUACUUACUGCAGUCAGUUUAGAUAUGCUCAACAAGUUUUUGACAUUCUCAACCUCUCUAUAUUAUAAUGUAUGAUGUGUGCGUUGAAAAGCGUUUACUGUGUUGGGAAGUCGUAAUUGCAUUGAUUCUCUUGCUUCAAGACAUCAUUUGACCACCAUCCAUCAUCGAGUGUCGGGAAUUUAUAUUGGUUUGAUGGAAAGACUUGACUUCAACCCCUCUCUAUGCAUAUAGGUAGACAGUAGUAGUGUCAAUUGUAUGUCAAGCACAAUGAAUGGAUGAUAUGUAAGUACUAGUUUCACAUUUUCACCAGUUUUUACAGCGUGGGUUGUGAAUUAGUACAAGCGAGAAAAGCAUCCCAAAAGCAGGACAAAUAUGGAGGUAAGAAUUUCUUGGGCAGUGGAAAACUUUUGUUGGAUUCUCAUCAUCCUGGAAAAGGCUGCAAUACGUCACUCACAGUACCCUGCAAAUGCAAAUAAAGUCCAUCGGAAAAGGGAGGAUAAUGCAAAUGCAAUUUUCCUUUGCCAUGGCCAUGCUAGUUUUCAAAUAAUUACCACCAAAAGAACUUUUCUUACACUGUGGAACCUAACUAUCAUAAGGGAAUGCCGAAAAGUAAACAGAAAAAUUCACUGCCUCUUAAUUAGUUAUAAUUCAGCAGUUGAUUCUUGAUGCAGCAUAUAUAGUAUAAUAAUAAUUACAACAUAUGUUUGGUAAUGGUACCUACCCUACAAAAAAUGAUGACACCACAGUAGUGUUCAUUAAUCAAUUACUCCUCCAAAUGCGGUUUAUUUGCAUGAAUUCAGAAAUAUAUUAAAAAUCCAAAUAUCAGAAAACACCAUUCCCAACAAUAGAGGAUAAAAAAACAUUUCUGCACAAGUUAGAUGGAUACAGACUUUUGAGGGUUUGUUUAAUAAUCAAUACAUGCAAUGUUUUUGUAUUCAAGUUGUCAUAAGAUCAGUGAGGAUGUUGCAUCAAAUCCAUUGUCAUUACUCGAAGAUGGUCACGGGCAAUGCAGUAAUGUUUCUCAGUCAGAAUUAUAGUAUUAUUUCAUCAUUAUCCUGAUGCUGCUUUGCUUGUCUGGUUAUGGAGAUUGAAACACACACACAUAUAUAAUAAUUACUAUAAUACACACAAGAAAUUGAUGAAAAAAAAAAAAAACAGGGUUUGAUGGUCAAUUCCUGGA
Molecule: messenger RNA, 2568 nt
Organism: Andrographis paniculata
Lineage: Eukaryota; Viridiplantae; Streptophyta; Magnoliopsida; Lamiales; Acanthaceae
Product: zinc finger A20 and AN1 domain-containing stress-associated protein 8-like
Exons: 4
Coding region: 473-991 (172 amino acids)
Molecular function (GO): DNA binding; zinc ion binding
Source: RefSeq, a predicted model, not a curated record